Messenger RNA from Trichoderma atroviride IMI 206040, 3579 nucleotides. RefSeq lists its product as uncharacterized. The record is from RefSeq and is a predicted model, not a curated record. Lineage: Eukaryota; Fungi; Ascomycota; Sordariomycetes; Hypocreales; Hypocreaceae. Gene Ontology annotation, molecular function: ATP hydrolysis activity.
AUGGGGCGGUCUGUGCAGAAAGAGCAGGGUUAUUUCGGCUGCCUUGAUGUUCUAUCGUCAUGCUUUAAGCAACCGCCCAAAUCUCAAUCCUCCAGCCCAGACACGCCAAAUGCCCGCCCAGCUCGUGCCCAAAGUCCCGAAACUAAGGCUCCAAAGACAUCUCCAUCGGCUGUUUCGAGUUCCUCCGACACUUCAGCAUCGCCUAAAGUGAAUGAGAUUUCCUCUCAAACCCACGAUCAGCCUUCGUCGAACGUGCAGCAAGUAUCGGAUCUGUGGGGAGAGGCUUUCCAAGGUCUUAGUAAAGAGUAUAAGAAGUCAAUCUCUGCAAAUGUGUCUUCUAUAAGCAACAAACCGGCCGAACAGCUGAUAGGCCUUGUGCGAGGCCGCGAGGAGAACUUCAAGGAUCGUUCGGCCAAGAUCAAAAUUGGUGAACGAGAAAUACUCUGGAGGGAUUGUGCGACUCGAGUUAUCAGCCUACUGUCCGCCACCGUCGAUAUCGGCAUACAAUUUGCACCUGCCCCUGGGCCAGUUGUUUGGUCGGCUCUCAAAGUAUUACUUAACGCGCAUGCUAGUGGAUGCGAAAGUCUCACUGCGAUUUUUGGAUGCGCUGACAGGGUUUUGUGUCUUGUGAAUCGCGGCGCGAUUUACGAACAAGUAUUCUUGCAAUCAAAACUCGACGACCUUGAUGCUUGUGAGAAAGACUUGCGUGAUGCCCUCAUAAACGCCUAUCGAAAAACAUUUGAGCUUCUGGACUAUGCGGGAACGCAGCUCAAGGACGGCGUGACUGUACGUCGGUUCUUCGAAGCAUUAUUGGACCCUCAGAAAGCGAAAGACAAGCUGAACGAGCUCCAAGAAGCUGAGAAUAGCUUGCAAAAAGUUGUCAUGGCAUGCGAUGUUAAGAAAAAAGAUCUUCAGAAUGAGAAGAGCCUGCGGCUUCUUAAACGGCUGGACAAACCACUACGAUACAUCGACGAACAAGUUACCAAGAUGCUCAAGAAUCUGGAAGACUACGAGCUCUCGAAAAUCCUCAAUAUCAUUUGCAAAAUCCAUGUUGGGAAUCAACACAGGUCGAUGACAUCAAAAAGAACUAAAGGAACAGGCGAGUGGCUAUCACAACGCAAAGAGUUUCGUGAAUGGGAAGAUUCGAGCUCAUCGAAUAUCUUAUGGCUUACCGGAAAAGUUGGCGCUGGUAAAUCGGUACUCACAGCUAGCAUAAUAGAUCGUUACCAGGUGGACGAGAAUAUCCAAGACAAAAUUGACGAGGUUAACAGCAAUGUUGACGAAGGCUUCGCAUUUUUCUAUUACAGCAAGAACAACAAAGACGUCACAGACGACCCAGUGAUCAAUAUCCUUCGAAGCUUUCUACGACAGCUGGCUCAAGUGCCUCACUAUUCCAAUGGGAUAUUUGAUGACCUAGCCAGCCAAUGCCUAAAGAUGGAUAAGGCCCAACGGGCCUUCACCCCAGACUUUUGUCGAAAACAAAUAUCAACAAUUGUCAAUGCGCUACCGCGGACUACCCUGGUACUUGAUUCCUUGGACGAGCUGGAGCCACAGCAUAUGCAGGAGAUUCUCAGCUUUUUCGUGGACCUUGUCAAUGAUUCUAAACGACCAGUCAAGGUAUUCAUAUCCAGUCGAUUCACGACAGAUAUCUAUAAUGAGGUCCACAGAGCCACCAACAAACCUACGCGUAUGGACAUCGCCGAACGAAACCAAGGCGAUAUCGAGAGCUUUGUUCGAGAGAGGACCACGCGAUUCGAUUGCCACUGGAGGAAUGACGAAGUGAAAGGCAAGGUCGUUGAAAAGAUCAGCAAAGGUGCGAAUGGAAUGUUCAGGUGGGCGUUCCUGCAAAUUGCUCAGCUCAUCGAGUGUGAUUCCCCCGAGGAUGUCGAAACACGACUUGGGAAACUUCCCAAAGGUCUAACAGCAGCAUAUGACGAGUUGUACGCAAAGCCUGGGUCCUACGACGAGAUCUAUCUACAGCGAGCUGUAAAAUGGGUCAUGCAUGCGCAUAGCCCACUUUCUACGGAGCAACUACUUUCGGCAAUACAACUGCGUUUAGCCAACGAGCACGAUGACCCGGUUCUGGACACUAGGGGCCGUAGGCUAUCGGAGCAGAAGUUAGAAAAUAUCUGCCGUUAUCUUAUCGUCAAGGAUGCUCAGGGCAAAUGGGCCUUUCCUCACGCAUCCGUCAAAGAAUAUUUCGUCGAGAAGCACACCGAAUUAACUAAUAAAGAUGCCCGGAUUGAGGUGGCCAAAUUGUCGCUGUUGGUACUUAUGGAAUAUUACCAGAGUUCUACCGCCACAGAAUCUUCCGGAUCAGGUCAAGUGAGCAACGAGACCGCAGGAGAUAACAGCAACAUCAUAUACAAGUCAGAUUCAGUAGAUUCUCUCAAACACUACGUAUCACGAUACUGGGUGUUGCACAUCAGAGAUGUACAAGGUGUGCCUGAUGGAAAUAAGCAGAUCUCGGAACUUCUCGAACGAUUCAUGAUCUCCCUGGACAAUCCAUGCCACUCGACCCUGGAGUACCAAAGAUGGUCGGAAUAUGUUGACUCGCUAGAAAACGACUACGACUUCAACUACGACGUCUUUGACUUAAGUGACUUGAUGCCUGCCGGAAACCCAGCAUUCGGGAUAGUGGUUCUUGGUAUCACUCUCGAUGAGAAAGAAUGGGCAAAAACUUGUCUUGAACGCACAUUGGAAGAUCUUCACAAAUAUGGCCUUGAUACUCUCUCGCUGGCUGCGAAAUAUGGACGCGCUGAACUUUGUGUCUCACUCAUUCAAAUGGGAAGUGACCCGAAGAGAAUUCUGCCCUCCGGGACCGGUGCCUUGGAUCAGGCUAUUAUUAUGGAGAGGACAACUUCUAUCCAAGAGCUUCUAAUGCACGGGGCCGAUUCCAACGUCGAUACCAAGCACCGUCCGUUAUGUCAAGCAGUGUUUUUCGGCGGUCGUAAAAUACUCGAGCUUCUAAUUGAGCAUGGAGCCCUCCCCGACGGACUUUGUUCGUCCUGUGACUUCAGGUGUCCUUUAGCGGCCACCGUAUACUUUAACAACGAAGAUGCCGCAGAUAUUUUGAUCAACGCCGGGGCGACUGUGGACCUGCGCCUCGACGGCGAAUACAGUACUCCCCUUGUUGCUGCUGCUUACAGUGGCUCUUUCGAAGUCGCAAAGCUUCUUAUCAAACAUCGUGCGGAUGUGAAAAUCAAGCCAGAGCCUAUCGAUUCUGGCUACUUUGGCGGGGUAUUAGGGGCAGCCUUUUGUGGGUGUAAUGUUAUGAAGUUGGUCCCGUAUCUUAUCGAAGAGGCUGGGGCAGAUCCCAACAGAAUCAUAGAAGAUCUUAUGGAAAGAAAUUCCUGGAGAUAUAGUACAAAUAAAAGCUCAAGAGAAGAGAUCAGCGAGUGGCUCUUUAGAAAUAACUACCUCAAUCCAUAUGCGGUACAAGGCCUAGAAACAGGAUACUGUAGAGCCUUAAGACCAUUAGUACGGACUGCCAAGCGGUUUGCAAGGGAGCGAUCAAGUGGAUCAUCAUCGCUUCAAGAAUCAGAAAUCCAGAGCAUUGGAGGGAGCGAAUCGGAAUAG